AUGCGAGGAGAUAAGGAAACCACCAAUUGGCUAAACAAGUCCCUUAUGAAGCAAGCCCGGCAAAAGAAGCUUUCGAUUAUAGCUGUUGGGGUAUUAUCGACAGUGGCAGUAACUGUAGGUUAUUUAUUAUAUCUGUAUCGUGGCCAGCGAAACCCGAAUAUAAGAGACGUAAAACCAAAGUCGAAAUGUUACGUUCUUACACAAGACUUGUUCGAUAAGAUCGAAAAUUGGCAAGAAGAACUAUCAAAAGACAGCGUAAUGUUAGUUUUACCAGAAGUUGCCCACUUAGGAAAUCAUUUAAAGUUACAGCUAUCGUCUAUUGAACAUAAGAUUGUCAUCUUUAACAAUUCAUCGGCCGUUUGGAGUGCAGUUAGGCAUUUAAAGAAAUACGAGUUGGUAAUAAGUCGUGAUAAGACUUCUGAUAUGCCAGUAGAUCUCAGGAGGUAUGUGGGACAGAUUUCGCACAUUUGA
This is a messenger RNA of Kluyveromyces lactis, 471 nucleotides long. It is a transcript of the gene PEX22, whose product is annotated as ubiquitin-protein transferase activating protein PEX22. The transcript has a single exon. Bases 1 to 471 code for a protein of 156 amino acids. The record is from RefSeq and is a predicted model, not a curated record. NCBI's taxonomy places the organism in Eukaryota, Fungi, Ascomycota, Saccharomycetes, Saccharomycetales, Saccharomycetaceae.